AAUGGGCCGGCUGGCCCACUUUACAUAUCCAGUUGCGCUAGAUAUUCUUUCCUUUAUGAAGACUCGAGUAGAACCCAUCUGUUGUAGCGUAGAACAUUGCAGAAGAUGUAGAACCAGCCCAAUCUAGAAAGGAAAACAACAAAAAAACACCAGGAUUUUCUAGAUGAGCAUCAUCUCUCUCAUUUGGCAGUGGUAUAUAAAGUCGCCACCAUUGCUUGCUUGGUCGACCACAUCUGUCAUCACAUGUCUAUCUGUUUAAAUGACAACAUACAAGUUUUGCCCCGACUGCAGCAACAUAUUGUACCCUAAAGAGGACAGGAAACAGAGGAUCCUCUUGUACGCCUGCCGCAACUGCGACCACCAGGAGGUUGCCGACAAUUUUCGCGUUUAUAGAAACCAAGUGCAACACUCCACCGGGGAGCUGACCCAAGAAUUGCUGGAAGCGGCAGCUGACCCAACUCUCCCUCGCACGAAAUCGGUUCGUUGCCUAGAGUGUAACCAUGGAGAAGCUGUCUUCUUGAACGCCAAGUCUAGAGGGGAUGAUGGUUUUACUCUCUUUUAUGUCUGCGGCAACCCCAAUUGUGGAUAUCGCUGGAGAGAAAAUUAAUUAGAGAUGGAAGAAAAAAGAAGAACAAGAAGAAGAAGAGGAAACCAACUGUAAAUGGGAUUUUGCAUGCUUGAAUUUAGUUUUAUUGAAGGCUUAUUGUUGUGGUUUUUUGGUGAUUAGAAGGAUUAAUUAAUUAAGUUCGUGUUAACUAUUUAAUUGCAUAAUAACAAGAUACUCAUCAACGAGAGGUG
Tripterygium wilfordii is the source of this 798-nucleotide messenger RNA. Its product is annotated as DNA-directed RNA polymerases II, IV and V subunit 9A-like. Gene Ontology annotation, biological process: transcription initiation at RNA polymerase II promoter; transcription-coupled nucleotide-excision repair; DNA-templated transcription. The transcript has a single exon. The coding region runs from base 260 to 607 and encodes 115 amino acids. Gene Ontology annotation, cellular component: RNA polymerase II, core complex. Gene Ontology annotation, molecular function: zinc ion binding; DNA-directed RNA polymerase activity; nucleic acid binding. Lineage: Eukaryota; Viridiplantae; Streptophyta; Magnoliopsida; Celastrales; Celastraceae. The record is from RefSeq and is a predicted model, not a curated record.